AUGGAGAGCCCAAAGCAGGCCCAAGCUAUAGUGGGCCAAAUGGAGAACUACCCGUUCAUGGUGUUGGGCAUGCCCAGGCCCAUCAGGUCCCGACCUGCUAGGCCAGAGAUGUUUGAAGACCGCCCGAGAAAACCGGGACAGAGGAUCGUGUGCCGUUGGGUGGGCCCAGAGGAUCCCGAUUUUGAGGUGGCUAAGAAACUGAAGAAUCUCGCAAAGAAACAUGAGGCUGAGGCAUUCGUGGUGCUCGAG
Messenger RNA from Striga hermonthica, 249 nucleotides. The record is from the annotation of a GenBank genome assembly. Lineage: Eukaryota; Viridiplantae; Streptophyta; Magnoliopsida; Lamiales; Orobanchaceae.